Messenger RNA from Trichosurus vulpecula (common brushtail), 1473 nucleotides. RefSeq names its product solute carrier family 43 member 3 (gene SLC43A3). Bases 1 to 1473 code for a protein of 490 amino acids. Gene Ontology annotation, molecular function: transmembrane transporter activity. The transcript is spliced from 13 exons. Lineage: Eukaryota; Metazoa; Chordata; Mammalia; Diprotodontia; Phalangeridae. Gene Ontology annotation, biological process: transmembrane transport. The record is from RefSeq and is a predicted model, not a curated record.
AUGGCUGGAUCUCAGCUUUCGCUUCGAGUUGCCACUCUCCUGACGGGGCUAUUGGAAUGUGUCGCCUUUUCUGGGCUGAUCUUUGGCUGGACCUCGCUGGUGUUCGUUCUCAAAAGUGACCACUACUUUGAGGAUCUGUGUGAGCAGCCGGGCAAUCAGACAAGCAAUGCCACAGGACAUUCAGAAUGCAGCGCUCAGGAUUCAAAAUUCUCCCUCAUCUUUACCCUGGCUUCCUUCUCCAACAACUUCAUGACAUUUCCUAUGGGCUACAUCUUUGACCGCCUUGGAACCACUGUGGCACGUCUUAUUGCGAUAUUUCUCUAUGGGGGUGCCACGCUUCUUGUAGCUGUCUCCUCUGCAGGUACAGCACUGAUGCUCUUUGCAGCCUUCCCAAUGCUUGCUGUCGGAGGCAGUUUGUUUCUGCUUACCAAUUUGCAGGUGGGAAACCUAUUUGGCAAACAUCGAUCUACCAUAAUCACCCUCUACAAUGGGGCGUUUGACUCCUCCUCUGCCACCUUUCUCAUCAUUAAGCUUCUCUAUGAACAGGGCUUGAAACUCCGAGUCUGCUUCUUCAUCCUCUGUGCCUUUAGUAUCUGGCAUCUCAUCCGUACUUUCUUCCUCAUGCCCAGGGGGCACAUACCCUUUCCACUGCCAUCGAACUACAGUUAUGGCAUUGACUGUUCAAGGGGAACUGAUGGAUCCCAAGGAACAAAAGGUGAAGAAGCCAGGAAGGAAAAGGUAGAUCUGAGGCAGGAAGACAAUGCCUCCCCCCAAGAUCAACUGCAUGAGGCAAGUGGUUGUGAUCCUCCCUCUUUCUGGAGCUGCGUGCUGUCUUGGCGAUUCUUUUGGCAUCUGCUUUGGCUCUCUUCGAUGCAGCUGUGGCACUAUCUCUUCAUCGGGACCCUCAACCCCAUGCUGAACCGCCUGGCCCAUGGGGACCAGCAUCUAGUCAGCACCUAUACAAAUGCCUUUGCCAUCACUCAGCUCUUUGGGGUGCUGUGUGCCCCCUGGAAUGGAUUCCUGUUGGACCGCCUUAAGAAAAAAUAUCUGCAAGAGGCAAGAAAAAGAGGUUUUCCAGACUCUAUGGCAGACCUUCACUCUACCUACCCAUCCUUGGCUUUGACAUCCCUGUUGUGCCUUGGAUUCUCCAUCUGUGCUUCUAUUCCCAUCCUUAAACUCCAGUAUUUCACCUUCAUCCUGCAAGUUAUUAGUCGGUCUUUCCUGUAUGGAGGGAAUGCUGCCUUCAUCACUCUGGCCUUUCCUUCCCAGCACUUUGGGAAGAUCCUUGGGACAGCGAUGACGUUGUCAGCAGUGAUCUCAUUUCUGCAGUUCCCCAUCUUCGUCCUCAUCAAAGGGCCUCUUCAGGGGGACCCUAUUUACGUAAACAUCGUGCUGAUACUGCUCACUCUCCUCUCCUUUGUCCAUUCUUUCAUCGUGUCUAGGCAGUGGAGACAGCAGGAAAAACGUGUGUGA